GCUCCCUCGCUCCGCCUAACGCUGCUCGAUCAGUCCUUCGGCAUUUCCUGCGGCCAGGCCCGCGCGGCCAGCUGAGUCCCCGCGCUCGGCCCAGCCUGGCCUGGCCUAGAGUACAGAGGGAGCGCGCGGCAAGAAGCCCCCCAGCGCCCACACCAUGAAGGAGGAGGUCUUUCUCCGGCGCCGCUUCUCACUGUGUCCACCGGCCUCCACACCGCAGAAGACUGACCCCCGGAAACUCACGCGGAACCUGCUCCUGGGCUGCGAGAAUGAGCUUGGCCCAGUCAGCCCAGGGAAGGAUAUGGAGCCCCAUGGCCCAUCGCUGCCAAGGGAGGAAGAGCCCCCAACCCCUGGCUCUGCCACAAAGGUGCCACCGGCAGAGUACCGGCUAUGCAAUGGGUCUAACAAGGAGAGUGUGUCCCCGACAUCGAGGGUCUCCAAGAAGGAGACUCUCAAGGCACAGAAGGAGAACUAUAGGCAGGAGAAGAAGCGAGCUACGAAGCAACUGUUCAGUGCGCUGACUGACCCCAGCGUGGUCAUCAUGGCUGACAGCCUGAAGAUCCGGGGGACCCUGAAAAGCUGGACCAAGCUGUGGUGCGUGCUGAAGCCAGGGGUGCUGCUCAUCUACAAGACGCCCAAGGUGGGUCAGUGGGUGGGCACCGUGCUGCUGCACUGCUGCGAGCUCAUCGAGCGCCCCUCCAAGAAGGAUGGCUUCUGCUUCAAGCUUUUCCACCCACUUGACCAGUCUGUCUGGGCCGUGAAGGGUCCCAAAGGCGAGAGUGUGGGCUCCAUCACACAGCCCCUCCCCAGCAGCUACCUGAUCUUCAGAGCCGCCUCUGAGUCAGAUGGUCGCUGCUGGUUGGACGCCCUGGAGCUGGCUUUGCGCUGUUCCAGCCUGCUGCGCCUGAGCUCCUGCAAGCAGGGCCGCGAUGGGGAGCCGGGGUCCUCGCCCGACGCGUCUCCCUCCUCGGUCUACGGGCUGCCCGCCUCGGUGGCCGUCCACCCUGACCCAGACCUCUUCCCGCUAAAUGGGUCUUCCUUGGAGAACCACCUCGAGAACGACGGGUUCUCAGACAAAUCAGAGCGAGAGAAUGCCGAAGAUUCAGAUGCAGAGACCCAGGACCACAGUCGGAAGACCAAUGAGAGUGGGAGUGACCAGUCUGAGGGCCCUGGGGGGCCGCGGAGGGGAACCUCCUACGUGGAGCAGGUCCAGGAGGAGCUGGGGGAGCUGAGUGAGGCGUCCCAGGUAGAGACGGUGUCGGAGGAAAACAAGAACCUGAUGUGGGUGCUGCUGCGACAGCUGCGCCCCGGCAUGGACCUGUCACGUGUGGUGUUGCCCACCUUUGUGCUGGAGCCACGCUCCUUCCUCGACAAGCUCUCAGACUACUACUACCAUGCUGACCUGCUGUCCAGGGCUGCAAUGGAGGACAGCGCCUAUGGCCGCAUCAAGCUCGUGCUGCGGUGGUACCUGUCUGGCUUCUACAAAAAGCCUAAGGGAAUCAAGAAGCCCUACAACCCCAUCCUGGGGGAGACCUUCCGCUGCUGCUGGCUCCACCCCCAGACCAAUAGUCACACCUUCUACAUAGCAGAACAGGUGUCCCACCACCCACCCGUGUCUGCCUUCCACGUCAGCAACCGAAAAGACGGCUUCUGCAUAAGCGGGAGCAUCACGGCCAAGUCCCGGUUCUACGGGAACUCACUGUCAGCUCUCCUGGAUGGCAAGGCCACACUCACCUUCCUGAACCGAGCAGAGGACUACAGCCUCACCAUGCCCUAUGCCCACUGCAGAGGGCUACUGUAUGGCACCAUGACCCUGGAACUGGGGGGGAAAGUGACCAUCGCCUGCGAGAAGAACAACCUCCAAGUUGAGCUGGAUUUCAAGCUCAAGCCUUUCUUUGGGGGCAGUACCAACAUCAACCAGAUCUCAGGAAAGAUCAUGUCUGGAGAGGAGGUCCUGGCACGUCUUACUGGACACUGGGACAGAGACGUGUUUAUCAAGGAGGAAGGCAGUGGAAGCCCCGAGCUCUUCUGGACCCCAAGUGAGGAGGUCCGCGCACAGCGGCUGAAGCGGCACACAGUACUGUUUGAGGAGCAGACAGAGCUAGAGUCCGAGAGACUCUGGCAGCACGUCACCAGGGCCAUCCUGGAAGGUGACCAGCACAAGGCCACACAGGAGAAGUUUGCACUGGAGGAGGCGCAGCGGCAGCGUUCCCGAGAGCGCCAGCAGAACCUCACCCCCUGGAAGCCGCAGCUGUUCCACCUGGAUCCGCUCACCCAGGAGUGGCGCUACCGCUAUGAGAACCACAGCCCCUGGAACCCCCUGAAGGAUAUCGCCCAGUUUGAGCAGGAUGGGGUUCUGCACACCCUGCAGCGGGAGACCAUGGCCCACCAGACCAACUUCCUGGGCAGCCCAGGCUCCGGACACAAGAGGCCUGGCCCAGACCGGCGACUCCGCAAGGCCAGUGACCAGCCCUCAGGCCACAGCCAGGUCACUGAGAGCAGCGGCUCCACGCCUGAGUCCUGCCCAGAGCUCUCAGAUGAGGAUGGCGACUUUGUUCCUGGCAGUGAGAGCCCAUGCUCUCGGUGCAGGAGGGAGGUGCACCGGCUGCAGGCCCUACAGGAGGCUGUGUUAUCCAUCCAGGAGGCCCAGCAGGAGCUGCACAGGCACCUCUCGGCCAUGCUGAACUGUGCAGUGCGGGCCAGGCAGGCACCAACUCCAGGCCUCCUGCACAGUCCCCGAUGCUGGUUCCUGCUCUGCGUGUUCCUGGCCUGUCAGCUGCUCAUCAACUAUGUCCUCAAAUAAGAGCCCUGGGGCAGCGGGACAUUGCCUAUAGAGCUCCAGCAGCCCAGCUCUCCCUCCCAGGCACCCAGCACUUUAAGCCAGCUCCAUGGAGGCAGAGAGACUCAAUAGGCAUGGCCUCUAUGACAAACGGGGCCAUGCCCAAAGGACAGCAGACAGACCUGUGGGAUAUCAGUGUGCUGCAGCCUGGAGUGGGGGCCCCCUGGGGCGCAGUGGCCUUUGCAGGGGAGCAUGGAUCUUGCCUGCGGUGCCCUGUAUCUAGCACUGGCCUUAAUGCUAAAGCCAAAUGCAGCUUCUGUCCUGAGAGAUGCCCUGGUCCUCUUGCCUCACCGUUCUCAAUCCAGCCCACAUGGCAUCGAUGGAUGUGGGGUAGGAGCCUCUCCUAGAUGUUGGGACAGUCACUCCCGGUGGCAGUAAGUGAGCACAGCUUAGAGGAGCAAGCCGGGACACCCAAGAGUCCCCAGGACUCAGCCUCCAUGAUACACAGACCUGCCUUCCUGGGAUCCUACCUGCAAGGCCGAGGUCACCCUGGAAGGGCCUCCAGUGGAUCCUGGGGCAGGCUGGGGCUGCCCUGGGGAGGAUACUAGGGUUGCUCUGGGGAAGAUGCUGGGGCUUUUAUUCUGCCAAGUUUGGACAGCAGCCAAGCACAGGUAGGUACCAGGUCCCUCCUCAACCCCACAGUGGGCGGAGCCUGCUUGUGCAGGGGCGUGCCCAGCCUACCUUUGAGUGUGAGGGUGUGCCCAGGAGCAGGGCACUGGAGGUGGCCCUGAAGUCAGGAGGCUCAAGAUUGUGACAUUGCAGUCUUCCCACUCGUUUUACACUUUUUUAAUACAUGUAAUAAUUGCAAUAUUUCAGGCGUCUGGCGCCCGGUUCCCGUGUCACUGACACUCUGUAUGUGUGCGCAUUGUGUGUGUGUGAGCGUCUACACGUAUUUACAUUCAGAGCCUUAAACUACUUUGUGGGUGCCGUCUCCAUGUAACUGAUCCUUCCGUUUUCCUCGUUUUGUACCCACGUUCUUGUCUGGGGACAUGUCUGCGCUGUACGCCUUGAAAUAAACAGACACACGUUGCGUGUUCUCUUCUUGGGGACUUCUGGAAA
Messenger RNA from Chinchilla lanigera (long-tailed chinchilla), 3895 nucleotides. RefSeq names its product oxysterol binding protein-like 5 (gene Osbpl5). The record is from RefSeq and is a predicted model, not a curated record. Bases 155 to 2800 code for a protein of 881 amino acids. NCBI's taxonomy places the organism in Eukaryota, Metazoa, Chordata, Mammalia, Rodentia, Chinchillidae. Gene Ontology annotation, cellular component: cytosol; membrane; intracellular membrane-bounded organelle. Gene Ontology annotation, biological process: phospholipid transport. Gene Ontology annotation, molecular function: sterol binding. The transcript has 22 exons.